Molecule: messenger RNA, 1221 nt
Organism: Trichogramma pretiosum
Lineage: Eukaryota; Metazoa; Arthropoda; Insecta; Hymenoptera; Trichogrammatidae
Product: group XV phospholipase A2-like
Exons: 5
Coding region: 206-1039 (277 amino acids)
Biological process (GO): lipid metabolic process
Source: RefSeq, a predicted model, not a curated record
UCGAGUGUCAGAGGUCUUUUUUUCAGUUUCUUUGAUUUUUUUUCAUGUCGUUUGUUCUGACGCUUUCUUUGGAUUAUGGAAAACAGCCAAAACACCGGUUAUUUUAGUUCCAGGAUUAUUGGGAAGUCGCCUCGAAGCGAAUAUUCGUAAAAGCACCGAGAGUAGUAAUUGUCCGAGAUACUCCAAGGGAUAUUUUACUCUUUGGAUGAACGUAUGGAAAAUGGCGUCAAUUGACUGCUGGAUUGACAAUAUGAGAUUGAUUUACGAUCGAGCGACUAAAACAAACCGCAGCCCACCGGGUGUCGAUAUCAGAGUGCCCGGUUGGGGUGAUCCCGGGGUGUUGGAAUACUUAGAUGAGUGGCAUUUUGUGCCUUACUUUAAGCCGCUCGUCAGUUUUCUCGAAAACGAUUUGGGAUACGUACGUAACGUCUCUUUGCGUGCAGCUCCCUAUGAUUUUCGACGGGGACCUUCUGAACAGGGAGUAUUUUUUAGUAAAUUUCAAGAGUUAAUUGAAGAAACUUAUCAUAAGAACGGCAGGAAGUCUGUCGUAUUGAUAACUCACAGCAUGGGAUGCUUAUUAACUUUAAUAUUUCUACAGUGGCAAAGUCAGGAAUGGAAAAAUAAAUAUGUAAAAUCAUUCGUACCUCUUAACGGGCCCUGGGCUGGGACUGUGAAAUCCCUUGCAGUAUUCGCGGGUUGCAAUAGAUUAGAUGAACGAUUUGCAAUCAGCACAGAUUUUCUGAAGCCACAUUUAAUCAUUGCUUCCAGUUUGGCAUUUUUACUUCCAUCGCCAUGGCUUUGGAAUCCUUCGAACGUACUUGUAACCACUUCAAAAUGGAAUUACACCGUCAAUCACAUGGGCCAUUUUUUGACGGACAUCGGUUUAUCGAUCGCUUGGGAAUUUUACAAGAAUAGUGAACCCUUUAAAUAUGAUUUCCGUCCUCCAGGAGUUGAGGUACAUUGUUUAUACGGAGAACAAUUGGAUACUGUAGAGAGGUACAAAAGAUGGCAUUACAUUAACUACAAUGAAGUUGCAUAACUUAUCGAUGCACUUAUUUGAAAUCGUCUUCCUCCGGAUUAUAGUUUUCGUUACGAUAAAUGUCGGACUGACAAAUCCGCAAUUUACUAUGGAAAUGGGGAUGGAACAGUUAAUAUUAGAAGUUUGCAAGCUUGUCGUACUUGGAAAAACCAUCCUAACAAUUUUCAUCCUUUUUACUACAA